AUGUUAAACGGUCAUUCUCAAACACCCGAAUCAAGAAACGUUAUCUACAAUUUAAGCAUCUACGAUUUAACAGAACAGCACAAAAUUCUCUGGCGCUCAUCAGAAGACGAUGUAAAAAUGUGUCUUGUGAAAGGAAAAGAUGAUGAAGAGUGUCAAAAUUACAUUCGAGUGCUGACGAUGACGACGCCGGGAAUAUUGUUAGCAUGCGGAACAAAUUCUUUCCGGCCAAUGUGUCACUUCUACAAUAUAACUAGCAGUGAAUCUCACAUAGAGAAGUCGAAGCCAGGUCAAGCACUCUGCCCUUAUGGUCCGCAUCACAAUUCAACAUCAGUCUUUGUUGAUAAUGACCUUUACAUUGGAACAGAAGCUGAUUUCAGCGGUAACGAUCCAAUCAUUUAUCGUGAGCCACUCCAAACAGAUCAGUAUGACAGCUUGAGUUUAAAUGCACCCAAUUUCGUCGGAUCAUUUACGUUCGGUGAUUUUGUAUACUUUUUCUUCCGUGAAACAGCUGUUGAGUUUAUCAACUGCGGCAAAGCUGUUUAUAGCAGAGUCGCACGUGUUUGUAAAUGGGACAAAGGUGGUCCACAUCGCUUCCGUAACCGUUGGACGACGUUCUUAAAGACUCGUCUCAACUGCUCCAUUCCAGGAGAAUUUCCAUUCUAUUUUGAUGAAAUCCAGUCAUCCAGUGAUCUUGUAGAAGGAGCUUAUGGCAACACAAAUUCUCGCUUGAUUUACGGCGUCUUUAGUACACCAAAUAACGCAAUUGCUGGGUCAGCCAUUUGUGCGUUCUCCCUUCAGGAUAUUGCUGAUACAUUUGAGGGCAGUUUCAAGGAGCAACCUAGCAUAAAUUCCAAUUGGAUGCCGGUAAAUAAUGCAAAGAUUCCCGAACCAAGACCAGGCUCUUGUCAUAAUGAUUCUCGUGCACUGCCUGAAGCGACGUUGAACUUCAUCAAAACACAUUCGCUUAUGGACGAGAAUGUUCCGCCGUAUUUCGGACAUCCAAUUCUGACACGCGUUAGCACACAAUAUCGCUUCACACACAUCACCGUCGAUCCACAAAUUAAAACGCCAGGCGGCAAAACCUACGAUGUUAUUUUCGUUGGAACAGAUCAUGGAAAAGUGCUGAAAACAAUAAAUGCCGCAUCAGCAGAUGACUCAAGCAAAGUGUCAUCGGUGGUUAUUGAAGAGCUUGAUGUGCUAGCAAAGCCCGAACCAAUUAGGAACUUGAAGAUUGUCCGGACAAUGCAAUAUGAUCAACCCAAAGACGGUAAUUACGACGAUGGAAAAUUGAUCAUUGUUACUGACAGCCAAAUACUUGCUAUCGCUUUACAUCGUUGUAACAGUGAGAAAAUAAACAGUUGCAGUGAUUGUGUUGCACUGCAAGAUCCUUAUUGUGCAUGGGACAAAAUAGCUGGCAAAUGUCGUUCACAUGGCGCACCAAGAUGGACUGACGAGACUUAUUUCUAUUCUCAAGUGGCUACAGGUCAACAUUCUGCAUGUCCAUCAGGUAAAAUUGGAACAGGAAAGGAAACCAACAUCGAAUCACAAAAAGGUUAUCGCGAUGAAUUUGACAUGAGAAAUGGAAAGGAGGCGGGAAUCGUUCAAGAUAAGAGCUAUGAUGGAAUUGGUGGACCACAAAUAACAGCUGAUGCCAUAAACGCUCAAUACACUGUUGAGACUGUCGUGAUGGCUGUGAUUGCAGCCGCAAUCUUUGCCCUUCUAGUUGGCUUCAUCACCGGCUAUUUCUGCGGUCGACGUUGCCACAAAGAUGAAGACGAUAAUCUUCCAUAUCCUGACACUGAGUAUGAGUACUUUGAACAACGAUCAAAUAUUAAUCGUUUACAAACCGAACCGAAGUUAUUACCGCAAGUUGAAGAAGUGACAUAUGCUGAACCUGUUUUGCUACCCCAACCACCCAAUCCCAAUAAAAUGCAUCAACCGCCAAUGGGUUCACCUAAAAGUACUUUACGGAAACCCAUGAUGGGACAUCAUCAUGGUGGUGUCAAUUCCGAAACAUUAUUCCAGUUCCAACCAGAUGGUUACAAUCCACCACGUGACGGCUUUCGAGGUCGCGACAAUUUUGGAACAUUGAGAUCACAUCAAGGCGACAACUAUCGUCGUGAUGGCUUCUCAACAACUAGAAGCGUUAAAAAGGUUUACCUCUGAGACGGGAAUGGGGCGGCUGAUAAUCAAAACAUAAAUCAAACCAAUAAUUUAUCGAAUAACUUAAAUAAUCAUCAUCACAGCAACAAUCAACAGCAUAGCAUGAAUAUUAUAAGCAGCAAUAGCGAUAAAAGCAAUAAUUUGAAUUCGCAUCAUCGCAGCCAUCAUCAUCAUAGCAACAGCAACAGUUCACAUGGCACAACUGGAAAUCGAAUGCGAAGGCCGCCCCGACAACACGUUCAACAUCGUUCAGAAAGUCCACAAAACUCUUCCGGCUCAGGCUCGAGUCCGGCUUUAUCAAAUAGUAGUUCUAGUCCAGCACCUCCGAGUUCUCCCAGUCCACAAGAAUCACCGAAAAAUUGCAGCUAUAUCUAUAGAGAUUGAUUACAAUUUAAUACUACGCCGCCAUCUCUAAUGAAUGCAACUUCAAAUGCUAUCGCAACUGGAUCUUUUGACAAAUCUUCCAAUUCACCAUCGAAAGUUAAAGCUAUGGCAAAUACUUUGCAGCCGAAGAAAUCAUCGUCGUCAUCAUCACCACUGAGCAAGAUUAAAUUUCAUUCGAUAAGUAAACGUCGAUUUAGUGGUCAAAAGUUGUUGAAUAUGAAUGAAAAGUUUCAACUUAUCAACAAGAAGCAUGGAACUUCGUCUUCAUCAUUCAUCGGAAGUGAUGAUUAUGAUUAUAUCAACUAUGGAGCGACAGAUAAGUCAAGUGGAAGCGGUGGUAAGUCAUCAUCGUUAAAGAAAUAUUUUAUGAAGUUUGCUGGUGACAAGACCAGCGAUUCCACCAACUUAGAAGUCAAAAAUCUCUUCCAACUUAAACGUCAUCAACAUUACCACUCACAACCAGCUGGUCGUACAUCAACCAGCGAUGAAAAUGAUUUCGACGUUUUAAAUUUUUAAUUUCAUUUGAGAUUUUGAAUUUCUGAUAUCUGAAAGCAUUGUAUGAAAGGCAAAGGACAAAAAUUUCUAGAAAGAUGAAGAAAGUUUUCUUCUUGUUAAAGCUCUCAAUAAAAUGAGAUAAGGGAAGGACGAAGGAAGGUAAUCUGUAAGAUUAUGAACAACAAGAAGACGUUGAGUUUGCAGACAACUUGAAACUUUAUACCGAAAACAACAUGAAUGGUGAGGAAGUAAAAAUAAAAAGAAAAUUAUGCUAAUGUAAGAAAAUAUGGCGCGGAGUAUUUGAUUUUAAUUAAAUUUGGCUUCUCUCAAAAUCAACUUCUACUCAACUUUAAGCCACAAACACAAAGAAAUUAAAAAAGUAAAUGAAUAAACUUCAAACUAAGCUUUUCCUGCUUUCUAAGCAACAAAAUGAAAUAUUUCAUAAUCUCAUAGACUUCAAAACAAUUCAUUGAUAUUUUUAUUUGUUAUUAACUAGCAUUUGAUGAUCCUUUUUCGUUUAUAACUCGGAGUUUUUCUUCCUUUUCUUCUUUAGAGAAAACUUUUUAAAAAAUUAUAUAAAUUUCAUAUAUUUAUUAAUUAAACGCAUAAAUGCAUAUAUCUGAAAGAAAAAAAAAAAGAAAAGUUAAAAAAAAAGUUCUUUUCUUUAUUAGUAGAAGAAAUCAUAGCAGUAACAAUAAGAAGAAGAAGAAGAAAAUAUUAUUAAAUAUAUGAAAAAGUAAGGAUUGAUAACAUUUAGUGAUUUGUAAAGUUUUUUCCUUAGAAAAUGCUUCAGCCUUAAAAUUGGCUAAGCUGAAUAUAUGAGAUUAAGAACUUGCCCACAAAAUUCAUUUCUUAUCAAUGAUAACAAAAACAUUUUUAUAGCCAAACAUUGGAGAAAAGAAAAACAAGAAAAUCUUCUGUCCAUUGUUUUUCAAGUUACAUACUUACAUAUAAACUCAUAAUAAUGAUGAUAGAACAAAUAGAAAUCUUUGUCAUGUACGAUACAGAUAAUACAUAUAUCUUGAGUAAAUAUGUUUCAUCAUGAGGCUGCAAUGAAUGGCAAUUCAUUUGACACAAAAUAAAAAAUGAAAAUUAUAGCAAAAUUGUUGAUAAAACUAUGUAACUCAAUGACGAUGCAUUUAAGUAAACAAAUCACGAAUCUCAUAAAUUCAUUCGAAUAUCUUUUAUUGUUAUAAACUUUUGAUGAUACCAAAGAGAAAAGAAUUUUCUUCUUUUUAUUACGUAUAUCUAAAACAUAAAAUUUUCUAGGAUUUAUAAAUAAUUUUUAUUAUCGCAGUUUAGGUUUGUACAUAACGUUUAAGAUGACUAAGUUAUGAUUCAAAAUAUCAUGAUUUUCAGACUGAUAAAUGUGUCCCUAUUUAGUUUGUAUUUUCGCUCCUCUUUUCUGUUUUUUUUUACUCCACGAAACAAGAAGACAAGAAAAGAAAUUCUUUCAUAAAAGAAGCAAAAAUAAGAACAUAAAAAUGUAAAUAGUAGAAAGUAAGAGAUAAGACAUUUUUGUUUAUGAAUUUAUUAUGAUUUUCAAUCAAUCAUCUGAUGAAUGAAAGGGAUGAAAGUAAAGUAGAAAAAAAAGUAAAAACAUUAGCAAUAAAAGUCAACACAUUUUGCAUUAAUCAAUCAAUCAAUCAAUCA
Clunio marinus is the source of this 4695-nucleotide messenger RNA. NCBI's taxonomy places the organism in Eukaryota, Metazoa, Arthropoda, Insecta, Diptera, Chironomidae. The record is from the annotation of a GenBank genome assembly.